CUCCCAACAACAAUCCAAUUUAUCUUCAUCUUCGAACUUAUCAUCCAUAAUAUUAUAGUUCUUAAUUUUUGUGUUGAAAUUCAACAACUAAAACCAUGUCACUCAUUCAUCAACUUCUUGGUGAUGAAACCUACGACCCCUUUCUGUCUACGAUCAACAAGUGCCCCGUUCUAAGCACCCCCACGGAUUGGAAGGAGACCAAAGAUUGCCACGUGUUCAUAUCUGACCUUCCGGGGCUGAAGAAAGAUGAGGUCAAGGUAGAAGUUGAUGAGGGAAGGGUGCUUCGGAUUAGUGGUGAGAGGAAAAACAAUGUGAAUGAUGAAGAUGACAAGAACAACACGUGGCAUCGCAUUGAACGUUGCCGUGGCAAGUUUCAAAGGAGGUUUAGGCUCCCAGAGAAUGCUAAGGUGGAUCAUGUUAAGGCUUCCAUGGAGAAUGGUGUCCUUGUUGUGACUAUCCCUAAGCAAGAGGUGAAGAAGCCAGAGACCAAGGUGAUUCAAAUUGAGGGGUCCUAAAAGGAUUUGGGAACUUUAAUGUGAAAUCUAAUUAAUACUAGAGACUUUGUUGUUGUGCAUGUGAAUGAUGUGUGAAUGAGGAAAUAAAAGGGUUGUGGUAGUGCUACAGCCUACGUGUUUGUGGCGUAGUUGCUUGUUGUAUGUUUAGUACGUUGGUUUGAUAAUACUCAUGCCGAGUGUUGCAAUUUAUAAAUUGCUAAGGGUGUGUUUCUAAACAAGUUAGUUUCAAUGUAUCCCAUGUUGAAUCCAAUGAGAAAAUAAAGUUGUUUUUACAUUUUGUUUA
Cajanus cajan (pigeon pea) is the source of this 798-nucleotide messenger RNA. RefSeq names its product 17.3 kDa class I heat shock protein. Lineage: Eukaryota; Viridiplantae; Streptophyta; Magnoliopsida; Fabales; Fabaceae. The record is from RefSeq and is a predicted model, not a curated record.